GGCUUGUAUUUAAACUUUUUUAUACAUCUUUAGAGAGUAAAUAAUACAGUCAUGGUGUUUGACAAAAAUCAAAUUAAUAUCGGCGAGUUAACCAAAUUUGAUUGGAAGAUAAGUAUGGCAACUAGCUCAAACACUUGCAAAAACUUUGAUUCUCCUAUGGUGACAUUGGUACUGUGGUUAAAAGAUUUAGCUGGUGUAGAAACUCGAAAAAGUAUCGAGUUGAAUUUGUCAGAAUUCCAGAACUUUUCAAAACAACUGAAGGAAGCACGGUCUGUUCUAGCUACUUCUUAGAAGCUUCACGGGGCGUUUGUUUUAUGAAUCACACUACAUAUAAAUUGUAUAUAUUUAUUUUCUUUUUAACAUUUAUAUCGUUAA
This is a messenger RNA of Hydractinia symbiolongicarpus, 375 nucleotides long. RefSeq names its product COMM domain-containing protein 6-like. Bases 52 to 291 code for a protein of 79 amino acids. The transcript is spliced from 2 exons. Gene Ontology annotation, molecular function: NF-kappaB binding. Lineage: Eukaryota; Metazoa; Cnidaria; Hydrozoa; Anthoathecata; Hydractiniidae. The record is from RefSeq and is a predicted model, not a curated record.